UUCUUCUUCUUCCUCCCUCUCUGUGUUCCUCACUCUGGACGCCACGCAGAUGCCAGAAUCACUCGCCGGAGGAAGCGAUUGGGGCGGCGAUAUGUAUGGACAGGCGAAUUAUGAGUCGGAUUUCGCCUUCUUGGAGUCAAUUCGACUCCUGCUCGGUGACUUUGAGGCUGUUUCUGCUGAUUCGGAUACUUCUUCGGGUUCCGCUCCGGUUUACACUCGGAGCUCCAGCUUCAGCAGCUUGUACCCGUGUUUGACGGACACUUGGGGUGAGUUGCCGCUCAAGGAGGACGAUCCCGAAGACAUGGUGCUCUACGGCGUUCUCCGCGAUGCCGUCAACGUCGGGUGGGUUCCAUCUCUCGAUGUCGGGUCACCCGAAAGCAUUUCUUCUGGUUUCGCCCCGACUAUUACAGUAAAAUCGGAGCCCGAUCUUUUGCCGGUUUUGGAUUCCCCUGCGAGUCCUCCUGUGGUAAAGCAAGAGAAGGUGGUUGAGGCAGUCGUACCCGCCGCAGUUCCGUCGAAGGGCAAGCAUUACCGAGGAGUAAGACAACGACCAUGGGGGAAAUUCGCGGCGGAGAUCCGUGACCCGGCGAAGAACGGAGCUCGGGUCUGGCUCGGAACAUUCGAGACAGCCGAAGACGCAGCUCUAGCUUACGAUCGUGCCGCGUACAGGAUGCGAGGCUCACGCGCUCUGCUGAAUUUUCCACUGAGAGUGAAUUCAGGCGAACCCGACCCGAUUAGAGUGACAUCAAAGAGGUCAUCGCUGGAGAGAUCGUGGUCGCCGACGUCGUCGUUGUCGUCGGAGAGCGGGGCAUCGCCGAAGAGGAGGAAGAAGGUGGGGACAGUCUGAAAGGCAACAGGGCAAGUGGGAGGCCAAGUGGGAACGACGUCGUGCGGACGUGGAGGAGAGCUAUUGGUGAGCUAAUGCGUAAUGCUGACAAGGAAAGCAAAUUGGCUCUGAAAUGUCCUUUUUGGUGUUUGUAAUUAUGUGAGUAGAUGCGCGUGCCCCUCACUCUCCGGCACAUCGGAAUUUUGAACCCAAAAAAAAAAAGAAGACAGAAAGAGAAAAAUAAGUGAGUGAGAUGGGGUGGAUUUGGAUUUGUGAAUAGAACAAUUUAUUUGUUUGUUGAAUAUUAUAAUGAUAAUUAAGAGGAGUAUUUCAAUUUGAACU
Molecule: messenger RNA, 1168 nt
Organism: Neltuma alba
Lineage: Eukaryota; Viridiplantae; Streptophyta; Magnoliopsida; Fabales; Fabaceae
Product: ethylene-responsive transcription factor 1A-like
Exons: 1
Coding region: 50-847 (265 amino acids)
Biological process (GO): regulation of DNA-templated transcription; ethylene-activated signaling pathway
Molecular function (GO): DNA-binding transcription factor activity; DNA binding
Source: RefSeq, a predicted model, not a curated record